AUGCAGCUCGUCCCCGCGCCCGCGCCGCGCUGCCCCAGCCUGUCCCGCCUGCGCGAGUGCCCGGGCCGCUCCCGCAUCGUGCUGGCGCUCGGGGCCACGCAGAUGGCCCGAUGCCUCAUCGUGGCGGUGGUGAGCAUCAGCGCUGGCGUCACCACCUCGGCCCUUGUCAGGCAUUCUUGUCAGUUCUGGAGGAGCUUCUCAGUGCUGCUGUCAGGACUCAUUGGCGUCGUCUCCUGGAAGAGGCCUCUCUCCCUCGUGAUAACCUUUUUCAUGCUGCUCUCUGCAGUGUGCGUAAUGCUGAAUUUGGCUGGUUCAAUUCUCUCCUGUCAGAAUGCUCAGCUAGUCAACUCCCUAGAAGGCUGUCAGUUGAUUAAGUUUGACAGUGUCGGGGUGUGUGUCUGCUGUGAAAUGCAGCACCAGUCAUCCGGCUGCAGCAACCUUGGGGAGACGCUGAAGCUGAAUCCGCUGCAGGAGGACUGCAACGCCGUGAGGCUGACGUUGAAGGAUCUCCUCUUCAGCGUGUGUGCCCUCAAUGUCCUCUCCACCAUCGUGUGUGCAUUGGCCACAGCCAUGUGCUGCAUGCAGAUGGUCUCUUCUGAUGUCCUGCAGAUGUUCCUUCCACAAAGGGCGCAUUCCGCCAGCCCUGCCUGCGUGACCCCCCAUGGCACCGUUCUCCACCAGACCCUGGACUUCGAUGAGUUCAUCCCCCCUCUCCCACCUCCACCUUAUUACCCUCCAGAGUACACCUGUACUCCCACAGCCGAGGCCCACAGGGGCCUCCACUUGGACUUUGCUCCCUCUCCAUUCAGCACUUUGUAUGAUGUUGCCAUCAACAGCCCUGGCCUGCUGUACCCCGCCGAGCUCCCCCCACCCUACGAGGCCGUGGUGGGCCCGACUGCCACCAGCCAGCUUACCAGUGUAGAUCAGCCGGCGACUGAGCCCAGCCCCGGGGACCCAGAUGCCACUGCUGGCUUCAGCACACAAGAGCCCGCAGAUAGCUCGAGCCUCCUGGCAUCCGAGGGUGCCACCGCACCAGGCCUAAGCCCUGAGGGCCCUGUGGGUGCCUCACAGCCCCUGCCACCUGACCUCGAGUCCCCUGAGGGCCCUGACCAGGGCACGCAGGCACUGCCAGGUCCCGGGCGUGUGGCCCGCUCCACCAGCGACCCCACUUCGUGUGCAUCCAGUGUGGCAGGCAACACCUCUUCGCAUCCGCCCUCCUGCAGCCAGGACCUUGAAGCAGGACUGGCCAGGGCUGCUCUGGGGACCGUUUCCCUAUCUCAUUCCUCCACGGCCUCCUGUGCUUGUCGGCACCGGCUCUCGCCACCUGGGCAGCUAGAUCCCCAGAAAAUGGACCACCGGUUAAAGCCAGAGGCCUUACAGACGGUCUUCAAAGAGCAGCCACACUCAUUAAUGGACGGCAAGGCCCAUGCAGACACCAGGGUUUUGGUGGCUAAAUUUUUGGAACACUCGAACUGUGCCCUCCCUCCCGAGGUACGGCAUGUGGUGGGCACCUUUCACCCGGCUGUCACGUCCGAUGAGCACCACGUGGACGAGGCCAUCUUCAGUGCCAAUGUUCUGGACCAGGUGUGA
Puma concolor (puma) is the source of this 1590-nucleotide messenger RNA. Lineage: Eukaryota; Metazoa; Chordata; Mammalia; Carnivora; Felidae. The record is from RefSeq and is a predicted model, not a curated record.